Molecule: messenger RNA, 480 nt
Organism: Ceutorhynchus assimilis (cabbage seed weevil)
Lineage: Eukaryota; Metazoa; Arthropoda; Insecta; Coleoptera; Curculionidae
Source: the annotation of a GenBank genome assembly
AUGUCUAUCCGUCCUGGCGUGUGUUUUGUGUGUCGUGAAGACUUCGACACAGGUCCUAUUGUGAUCAUCAAAGAACGAGGAAUUCGAGCACUAAUUGAAGUGAGUCAAAAACAUGGUCUCACAGAAAAUAAAAAUUUCCUCCAAAAUUGCAACCAAGUCAGCGUUCAUGAUGCAUGCAAAAAGAGAUAUACAGCUGUGUCUAACGUUGAAGCCUCAGUUCGUCGAGGAGGGGAUUCUGCUUACCAAUCGAAAACUUCAUCGACAAAAUCAUCAAGUAAACUGGCUCAUAGCUUGAAAGGGAUUUGCUUUUUAUGUGGUGAGGUUAUCACCGAAGAAUUUCUUCAGCAACAAAGCAAACUGCCCUUGGCAAGAAGAAAUGUGGUCCAUACAGCUGAGAAGUUGGGCAUGAGGCAAACUGUUUUAGAUGCAGCUAAACGCCGUGGUGACGAUUGGGGAAGGUCCAUUAGGGAGCGCUAUUGA